This is a messenger RNA of Punica granatum (pomegranate), 1475 nucleotides long. The record is from RefSeq and is a predicted model, not a curated record. Lineage: Eukaryota; Viridiplantae; Streptophyta; Magnoliopsida; Myrtales; Lythraceae.
GCACCCUCCAAGACUUCAACCACCUUCAAACAUAUCCUCUCUCAAACUUCAUCAUCCAUUGCUUUCUUCUCCAUGGAAUGGACUCGAGGGCCGACCAUUGGCCGAGGCUCCACCGCCGCCGUCUCUUUAGCCUCCGCCACAAACAUCCCCGGGUGCCUCUUUGCGGUGAAGUCGGCCGAGCUCUCCCACUCCCUCCCCUUGCAAAGGGAGCAGUCUAUUCUGUCCAAGUUAAGCUCUCCCUACAUAGUCAACUACUUGGGCUUUGACAUCACAAGGGAGGAUGGCAAGUCUCUCUACAACCUCUGGAUGGAGUAUAUGCCGGGAGGCACGCUCCGGGAGCUUAUCGUCCAGCGCGGGGGAUUCCUCGAUGAGCCAACAGUCCGGUCCUUCGCGGGCCGGAUCGUGGAAGGCCUAAGCUACCUCCACAGGAAUGGGAUAGCUCACUGCGACUUGAAAGCUCAGAAUGUGCUCAUCGGGGAGAACGGUCCAAAGAUCGCAGACUUCGGUUGCGCAAAGUUGAUUGGGAGAAACCCGACUCGGGGUGCUCUCGUGAAUUUUUUGGGCACCCCGAUGUUUAUGGCCCCGGAGGUUGCUCGGGGCGAGGAGCAGGGGUUCGGGGCUGAUGUAUGGGCUCUCGGGUGCUUGAUCAUCGAGAUGGUCGCUGGGGCCAGUCCGUGGACUAAUGUGUCCGACCUGGUGUCCCUUCUUUACCGGAUCGGCUUCUCCGAGGACGUUCCUGAGAUCCCUGCUUGGUUGUCUGAGGAUGCUCACGACUUCCUCAACAAGUGCCUGAGCAGAGACCCGAGGCAGAGGCAGACGGCAGAGCAGUUGCUCGGCCAUCCAUUUCUUUUCGGGUGGGAUCGUUCAGCCAAGGUAGGCAGGCUCGACAUGGAUUCUCCUAUCGGGGUCCUGGAUCGACGAUUCUGGGAUUUGACUGAAGGGAUGGCGUCGGAACUAGACCUUGAAACUAGUCCGAAUGUCGGGGCGUACAGCGAGACUGAUUCAGCUUCUGCUGGUAAGAGGAUCAUGAGACUGAAUGGGAUUACCGGCUCGAUUACCGUCAUGCCUGAUUGGACCGACACGGCGGAUUGGGUCACCAUUAGAAGCCAUGAUCAGGAGAGACCCGAACCGAGCUUAAAUGAUUCAAUCUCGGAAGCGAGACCUUCGACAACUAAUCAUGAUGAGGCAGAGCUCGAGCUUCCCAUUGCAGCAAACAAUGAUUUGUAUCAGUUAUUGUUCCAUGAGGAAAAUUCUGGUGUUUCAACAACAUUUAACACAAAUCCUGUAUUCAUGACCCACUGUCACAAAGUUGUCCAUGAUGAUUUCGGAUUAAUGAACUUCGACUUCGACACGGAUAAUGUCAACAUUAAUAUUCAUGACUUAGAGCAACAGUCUUUGCUUGAAUUGCUUCUGUUAUUUGCUGCAACUGAAUUUUCCAUCUUAUAUAUUUCAAUAUGGUGUGAAUAGCAUUGAUU